Messenger RNA from Microplitis mediator, 1458 nucleotides. Its product is annotated as odorant receptor 13a-like. Lineage: Eukaryota; Metazoa; Arthropoda; Insecta; Hymenoptera; Braconidae. The coding region runs from base 198 to 1385 and encodes 395 amino acids. The transcript has 7 exons. Gene Ontology annotation, biological process: detection of chemical stimulus involved in sensory perception of smell; sensory perception of smell. Gene Ontology annotation, cellular component: plasma membrane. The record is from RefSeq and is a predicted model, not a curated record. Gene Ontology annotation, molecular function: olfactory receptor activity; odorant binding.
CCUCGGCAAAAGCCGUAGCUGUAUAUAGGCGCAAAGUUUCCAAACAUUGUAUCCGCUGAAAACAAACUUUGAAACUUAAUCGCAAUUAUAGUUAUAGUUUUCAAAACAUCCCCUACCACAAUGUUGCAAUGUUUACCUCGGAGAUUGUCACAAGUUUUCUACCGUCAUUCAGUUGAAAACAGUAAAACCAUCAACACAUGGAAGACUUGACACAAGAACAGAGAGACCUGAAUGAGGGAGCUAAAAUGUUUGAUUGGGGUAAAUGGAUAUCUAAAGGCAUCGGGGUUUGGCCUUUAGCUCCAAACGACUAUCUAUUUACCACAACUUUUAUUUAUUUUACCGCCGUUAUGAUGCUAGAGUGUGUUGAUCUCUACACAUGUCUCGGGGAUUUCGAAAAAGUUAUUGACAACCUUACAGAAAAUUUAGCAUUUGUGCAUAUUUACGUCCGUACAUUGAUGCUGAGAGUUCACAUCGAUAAAUUACGGGAUGUUAUGUCAGAAUCAUUGAAGGACUACCGAACAAGUGCUUUCAAAAAUUCGACGGAAAUAAAAUUAUUUAUGACGCACAUUAAUAAAGGCAAACUUUUUGCAAAAGUUGUUAUAACAUUUAUCGCAAUGACUGAAGUUACUUGGUACCUACAGCCAUUAACGACACCCUCGCCUUCAGUUGAUGACCGCGAUAACGAAACCAUUUCGAUACUUUUGCCUUAUCACUUUUACGUUUUCUAUAAAAUAAAUGACUUCAAAACUUACGUACUGACUUAUCUGUCCCAUGGACCGCAUGUUGUCAUCAGUGGUUUUGGUCACGCAACGUCAGACUGUUUUUUGAUAAUUCUAGUUUUUCAUUUAAGCGGUAGAUUAGCGGUUUUGGCUGAGCGAAUCAAUGCUCUGAAAAAUAAAUCCGAAAUGUAUAAAACUCAAGUCAAAAGUAUCAUCGCAGAGCACAUUAGGUUACUAAAAAUGGGAGAAAAUAUUCGAAGUGCUUUUGCUACGGCAUUAUUGGCUUAUUUAUUUAACGGUACUAUUCUUCUAUGCAUGAUUGGCUAUCAGAUACUCGUCAAUUUUAUGACCGGCCCGAAUUCGGAUUUAAUGCAAUAUUUUAUUUUUAUAUUCGCAACAUAUUUUAUAAUAACUGUUUUUUGUAUAGUAAGCGAACGUCUGAUUUUUGAGAGUACUAAAGUUUGCGAAGCAUAUUGGAAUUGUGGGUGGUACAAUAUGCCGCAAGAUUGUGUCAAAGAUAUUAUUUAUUGUAUUAGACGAUCGCAAAAGCCAUUGGCUCUGCAAGCGGGUAAAUUUGCAUACUUUGGCAAUAGUACAUUGACUGACGUCACCAGAACAGCGAUGGGCUACUUGUCGGUAUUGAGAAAUUUUUUAAUCGUCAAUUAAAGUCUUCAAUUUACAGUAACUACUUUAGUGUUAAUAGAUAUAGAAUUUAAUGUAAAUUUUUUCAGAAAAAAAA